GUUUUACACUCCAUUUGCAUUCAGCCGAGACAGAUUGAAUAGAGAGAGAGAGAGAAUCCGCGGCGGCGAGGAUGGUGAAGUUUUUGAAGCCAAACAAAGCUGUAAUCAUUCUUCAAGGCAAAUAUGCCGGCCGUAAGGCAGUGAUCAUUAGGGCAUUUGAUGAAGGAACAAGGGACAGGCCAUACGGCCAUUGUUUGGUUGCAGGUAUUUCCAAGUACCCUAAGAAGGUGAUCCGAAAGGACUCAGCCAAAAAGCAGGCGAAGAAGUCACGUGUCAAGACUUUCAUCAAGCUCGUGAAUUACAACCACAUCAUGCCAACUCGUUACACGCUUGACGUGGAUCUGAAGGAUGUUGUCAACGUGGAUGUUCUGCAGUCACGUGACAAGAAGGUUACUGCUGCUAAGGAGGCGAAAGCUAGGCUCGAGGAGCGGUUCAAGACUGGAAAAAAUCGUUGGUUCUUCACUAAGCUUAGGUUCUGAGGGAAGGUUGUUUUGGUCCUUGCACUGCUGGUAAUUUUGAUCUCAUAUGAUUAAGAUUGACUGAAUUUUGAUGAAUAUGGUAAUAUUAGUAGUGUUAAAGGAGGGAUGGAUAAUGUUUUUAUUAUUAAGCUACAUUUAGUCUGUUUUUUUCUUUGCACUGUUUUGUUGAUGAAAAAUUACUAGAUCUGCUUUUAAUUACGCUGAUGGUUUCAUGUUGUGUCUA
Messenger RNA from Nicotiana tabacum (common tobacco), 702 nucleotides. RefSeq names its product large ribosomal subunit protein eL27. Gene Ontology annotation, molecular function: structural constituent of ribosome. Gene Ontology annotation, biological process: translation. The record is from RefSeq and is a predicted model, not a curated record. NCBI's taxonomy places the organism in Eukaryota, Viridiplantae, Streptophyta, Magnoliopsida, Solanales, Solanaceae. Gene Ontology annotation, cellular component: ribosome.